Messenger RNA from Coregonus sp. 'balchen', 16249 nucleotides. The record is from the annotation of a GenBank genome assembly. Lineage: Eukaryota; Metazoa; Chordata; Actinopteri; Salmoniformes; Salmonidae.
GGUCGAAAUAUUUGAGCUGUUUACAAACCAGAAAACCACACACUUGUUAUCUGUAAAUUGUGUUGUUAAUUAGCCAACGUAAGGGCAUUCAAAUAACACAAUAAACUCAAACUUUGACAGUUAUUUAUCCAAAGGUGAGAUGGCAGCAUCGGGGCUGGACGAUUUGAAUUUUACAAUGAAAGAGAUAACCGGCACGCGCCAGUCAGUCUCGGGCAGCGCAAGUGACGAAUCGUCCACUGCCAGUGUUGUGCCUGAGAGCUCGUCGAUUCUUUCCAUAUCAGAAGAGAAUAAACUCGUCUGUGUGGAAUAUCCAGGUAUUAUCUCCAAUGUGGACAAGAUGCUGGAAAGUAUUGGGGGUAUACAAGGAGUGUCCAAGGUGAGUAAGCAACUCAAGCUAGCUAGCCACACACGUCAAUCAGCGCAUGCGCGACUUGUCAGUCGCUAGCUAGUUAGCUACGUUACUCUGCUUGCAAUGUUUAUGCAUGUAUAUAGCUAGCUACAUUUACAUUUACAUCAUUUAGCAGACGCUCUUAUUCAGAACGACUUACAAAUAGGUGCAUUCAACUUAUGAUAGCCAGUGGGACAACCACCUAGAUACAUGUCUUAAUGAGAUAAAUGUUAUCAUUCACACCAUAUUAGUUGACUGUAGGUAACAGGUGCUAGCUAGCUAGUUCAGCCAUGCAUACCUACUCACAUGUUGUUGUUCCCGUAAUCACCACCACUAUUUGUAUUGUUCAUAAUAAUGAUGAUGAUGAUGAACUAAACAGGAAGUGUUUCUCCACAGACCUAUGCUGACCCCAGCAGGCGGUUGGAGCUCCGCUUUCGUCCUCAGGACCCGUUCUGUCACCCUGUCUGUGGAAACCGUUUCCCCUCCACCAACCUGCUGCUGCGCAUGAAAAGGAGGGUGCGCAAAGGCAACCCCAAGGAGGCCCAAAUCAACAUGGACAUCCUGGGUGUCAUCGGGACAACAUACAAAUUCCAAGGUUCAUCUUCUUAAACGCCAAACACUUGAGUGUCUGUGACCCCUUUAUAUCGCUUUAUGAUUCCUUUCCAUUGCCUCCCUACUCUGAUCUGUGCUGUUAUUACUCUUCAUUGUGUAUUUGUUGAUGUAAGUUGGACACAGAGUGAAUAGAACAUUAAGAACACCUCUUUCCAUGACAUAGACUGACCAGGUGAAUGCUAUGAUCCUUUAUUGAGGCCAUUUGUUAAAUCCACUUCAGUGAGUGUAGAUGAAGAGGAGGAGAUGGGUUAAAGAAGGAUUUCUAAGCCUUGAGACAAUUGAGACAUGGAUUGUGUAUGUGUGCCAUUCAGAGGGUGAAUGGGCAAGACAAAAGAUCUAAGUGCCUUUGAACGGGGUAUGGUAGUAGGUGCCAGGCGCACCGGUUUGUGUCAACAACUGCAACGCUGCUGGGUUUUUCAUGCUCAACUGUUUCCCGUGUGUAUCAAGAAUGGUCGACCACACAAAGGACAUCCAGCUUACUUGACACAACUGUAGGAAGCAUUGGAGUCAACAUGUGCCAGCAUUCCUGUGGAAUGCUUUCGACACCUUGUAGAGUCCAUGCCCUGACGAAUUGAGGCUGUUCUGAGGGCAAAAGUGGGGGGUGCAACUCAAUAUUAGGAAGGUGUUCUUAAUGUUUUGUACACUCAGUGUAUAUUGUUAAUUGUUGCAGGGAUGGCAGACUUCCAGUAUCUUGCGGUACAUUCAGCAAAGGACGGCUCACAUACAUCCCUCUACGAUAAGAUCAUCUUGCGUAAACCAGAGAAUAAUGAGUUCUUUGAGCAGCCGGUGCCCCUCUUCCUUCCUCCACCCAUCUUCUCUCGCCUGGACAGUGCUGUGGACUAUAACUACCGACCUGAAAUCCAACACAAGUAAGCAGGGGCACUGGGGCAGGAGUGGGAGCAGCACAUUUUCACCCUCAUCAGAGGUAGUGUGUUCAGCUCAGAAAUAAAUAUGCCAAUGGAAGUCAACAUGUAGUGUGUCAACAAUAAUGCGUAAGAAUUCCCAACAACUUUACACAAUGGUGUGUUCAACAACAGGAGCAAGACAAGAAGCCCCUUAUUUAGUUAUAAAGAUGCAGGUGCUAAUAGAUGUGGCCAUUGGCCAACCCAUAGGGGUUAUUAGCUAAACCAUUGUGGACUUGUGUCUUCUGUGCAGAGAAGGCCAUUGUCCCCCGACAGUCUCCAGGGAUAAUUUGAUUGGUUUGAGUCGAGCCCGUCGGCCUCACAACGCCAUCUUCCUCAACUUUUAUGACCAGAACAUCCCCACGGAGCCCCUGGAGGCUGCCAAGGUCAACUGGAAGAGAGUGUGUGUUCACCCCAGUGACAUAAAGGCAGAGGAACAACUGAAGAAGGUCAGUAUACUUUGCAUUGGGCUUCUGAGGUUUAUUCACAAGCCAUUGUGAAGACUGCAUGAAGUCGAACGCAGGGGGGGGAUGUCUUCACGUUUUAAACUCUUCUUGUAUUAUUGAUCAUCACAGAUGUGUUAAUCACAUAUACAUAGGAACAUAGCUUUUUUUCAGUUUGAGCCUUUUGGUUUUUAUCGUAAUGCUAUUUCAAGACCGAAGCGUUUACUUAAGUGUUAGCCUAUAGGCUAGUUUGUAUUUGAUAUCUCUGAUUUAGAGGGAAUUACAAUGGACACUCUCAGACCUUGAUGACGUUACCCAUUUUUUUUGUUCUUGUUGGCCAACAGUUUACCCACCUUUUGCGGAAAAAUACAUUGAAAGUAUAGGGAGCUUUACGUUUUUCACCGCGACCGGUGAUCAGAGUUUACCCGCCUAUUUUUUUUUACCGCUACAUCAUUGACGUUACCUGCCCACCUAUAUUUUUUACAUCACCAUGUACAGAGGAUGUUCCUAUGGUAUUUUUAUAUGGAAAAUGUACACAUGGGAAAUGUUACGUACAUUGCUUUGAUAUCCCAUCUGUGUUAUCUUUUCCCAAACCACAUUGUGUGUAGAUGUUUGAGAGCCGGCCCAUCUGGUCCGGGUACGCGGUCAAGGCCAACCUGGACAUCCACCCUGAUAAACUGAAGCUGCUGCUCCCUAUCGUGGCCUACUAUAUGGUGAGGAGACCUAGACCAGUCAAUGGAAAAAGCAACAGGAAACACCUCCAAAAAUAGCGUAUGUCUGCUUUCUAACUGUCACCAUGGAUACUACAGCCCAAGCUCAAGGUCACAUACCUGUAUACCAUUCACCAGGAUGCCAAUUGUUUGGCAGUCUGCAUAUUCCCUGAGACCUAACUAAUCUAUAUGGGGAGGAGUCCUAAACCAGUCGGGGGUCAAUGAAGGGAAAUAGGGCAUCUCACCAUUUACAUGCCAUGUCUUAUUCAAUUCACUUGAAUUUAAAUUAACCUCUUGAGGGAAGUAGAAAUGGAUGGUGGUGAGAGAGAGAAAGAAGACGCAAACAUGAACAUCUAUUUGAUCAAUAUUUGAUUAAUAGAAUAUUAAAUAAAAAGGUACAGUGUGAGUCCUCGCAAUGAAAUCAUCGAGUGAGUCAACGGAACAACCCAUUGUUCUUAAAUGCCAUACAAAUUCCAUCAAAACCUGAUAUGUGUGUCCUCUAGGUGACAGGCCCCUGGAGGAGCCUCUGGGUGAGAUUUGGCUACGACCCCUGCAAGACACCAGAGGCCAAGAAAUACCAGGUGCUGGACUUCAGGAUCCGCUGCAGUACCAAGCACGGUGAGGAGUGGGGGCAGGGUGGAGUUUAAUUCAAACUAAUCUGGAGGGACAAUUUAAUCCUACACCCUUUGUUAAUCCAGUCAUCAUGCAUUGUUUUAUGAGACCGUGUUUUCCCCCCUGUGACUGUCUUUAGGAUAUACUAUAAAUGACAUGCCAGUGAAGGCCAAGAGGAGCACGUUCAACUAUACCCUGCCAAUCACAGUUAACAAAGCAGGUGAGCAACUGGGCAUAUGUCUGGCGCCGGAGAAGAUGGCUGCCGUUUUACAAAUUGUACUAUUAUUUGUAAUUUAUUCUGUACAUAAUGUUUCUGCCAACAUCUCUUAUGACCAAAAAGAGCUUCUGGAUAUCAGGACAGCGAAUACUCACCUUGUAUUGGAUAAAGAUUUUUUCUUCAACGAGUCGGACGCGAAGGAUAUCCUACAGACACCCGGCAAGGCCCAAAUCCCCGUAAUUCGCAUGAGAAAGAGACGGAGAUAUCGUGGACGUAGGUCAUGGUGCCUUGUAAGGAUCCAACGGCGAGCGAGUAAAUUGCCUCUUCCAUCAAUCCUAUUAGCCAAUGUUCAAUCAUUUGAAAACAAAUUGGAUGACCUAAGAUUAAGGUUAUCCUACCAACGGGACAUAAAAAUCUGUAAUAUCUUAUGUUUCACCGAGUCGUGGCUGAACGACGGCAUGGACAAUAUACAGCUGAUGGGAUAUACGCUACAUCGGCAGGAUAGAACGGCUGACUCCGGUAAGACAAGGAGUGGCGGUCUGUGUAUAUUUGUAAACAACAGCUGGUGCAUAAAAUCUAAUACUAAGGAAGUCUCAAGGUUUUGCUCGCAUGAGGUAGAGUAUCUCAUGAUAAGCUGUAGAACACACUAUUUACCAAGAUACUUUUCAUCUAUAUUUUUCGUAGCUGUCUAUCUACCAGCACAAACCGAUGCUGGCAUUAAGAUUGCACUCAAUGAGCUGUGUAAGUCCAUAAGUAAACAGGAAAACACUCAUCCAGAGGCAGCGUUCCUAGUGGCCUGGGACUUUAAUGCAGUUAAACUUAAAUCCGUUCUACCUAAUUUCGACCAGCAUGUUAAAUGUGCAACCAGAGGAAAAAAAACUCUACACCACCUUUACUCCACACACAGAGACGCAUACAAAGCUCUCCCUCGCCCUCCAUUUGGCAAAUCUGACCAUAACUCUAUCCUCCUGAUUCCAGUUUAUAAGCAAAAACUAAAGCAGGAAGCACCAGUAACUCGGUUAAUAAAAAAGUGGUCAGAUGACGCAGAUGCUAAGCUACAUGACUGUUUUGCUAGCACAGACUGGAAUAUGUUCCGGGAUUCUUCAGAUAGCAUUGAGGAGUACACCACAUCAGUCACUGGCUUCAUCAAUAAGCGCAUUGAUGACGUCGUCCCCACAGUGACCGUACGUACCCCAACCGGAAGCCAUGGAUUACAGGCAACAUCCGCACUGAUCUAAAGGGAAGAGCUGCCGCUUUCAAGGAGCGGGACUCUAAUCCGGACGCUUAUAAGAAAUCCUGCUAUGCCCUCCGACGAACCAUCAAACAGGCAAAGAGUCGAUACAGGACUAAGAUUGAAUCGUACUACACCGGCUCUGACGCUCGUCGGAUGUGGCAGUGCUUGAAAACUAUUACAGACUUCAAAGGGAAGCACAGCCGCGAGCUGCCCAGUGACACAAGCCUACCAGACGAACUAAAUCACUUCUAUGCUCGCUUCGAGGCAAGCAACACUGAAGCAUGCAUGAGAGCACCAGCUGUUCCGGAUGACUAUGCGAUACGCUCUCCGUAGCCAAUGUGAGUAAGACUUUUAAGCAGGUCAACAUUCACAAGGCCGAAGGGCCAGAUGGAUUACCAGGACGUGUACUCUGAGCAUGUGCUGACCAACUGGCAAGUGUCUUCACUGACAUUUUCAACAUGUCCCUGACUGAGUCUGUAAUACCAACAUGUUUCAAGCAGACCACCAUAGUCCCUGUGCCCAAGGACACUAAGAUAACCUGCCUAAACGACUACCGACCCGUAGCACUCACGUCUGUAGCUAUGAAGUGCUUUGGAAGGCUGGUCAUGGCUCACAUCAACACCAUUAUCCCAGAAACCCUAGACCCACUCAAUUUGCAUACCGCCCCAACAGAUCCACAGAUUAUGCAAUUUCUAUUGCACUCCACACUGCCCUUUCCCACCUGGACAAGAGGAACACCUACGUGAGAAUGCUAUUAAUUGACCACAGCUCAGCGUUCAACACCAUAGUGCCCUCAAAGCUCAUCACUAAGCUAAGGAUCCUGGUACUAAACACCUCCCUCUGCAACUGGAUCCUGGACUUCCUGUUGGGUCGCCCCCAGGUGGUAAGGGUAGGUAACAACACAUCUGCCACACUGAUCCUCAACACAGGGGCCCCUCAGGGGUGCGUUCUCAGUCCCCUCCUGUACUCUCUGUUCACCCAUGAUUGCAUGGCCAGGCACGACUCCAACACCAUCAUUAAGUUUGUUGAUGACACAACAGUGGUAGGCCUGAUCACCGACAACGAUGAGACAGCCUAUAGGGAGGAGGUCAGAGACCUGGCCGUGUGGUGCCAGGAUAACAACCUCUCCCUCAAUGUGAUCAAGACAAAGGAGAAUAUUGUGGACUACAGGAAAAAAAAAAAAAGAGGACUGAGCAUGCCCCCAUUCUCAUCGACGGGGCUGUAGUGGAGCAGGUUGAGAGCUUCAAGCUUGGUGUCCACAUCACCAAUGAACUGUAAUGGUCCAAAUACAAAGAGGGCACAACAAAGCCUAUUCCCCCUCAGGAGACUGAAAAGAUUUGGCAUGGGUCCUCAGAUCCUCAAAAAGUUAUACAGCUGCACCAUCGAGAGCAUCCUGACUGGUUGCAUCACCGCCUGGUAUGGCAACUGCUCGGCCUCCGACCGCAAGGCACUACAGAGGGCCCAGUACCUCACUGGGGCCAAGCUUCCUGCCAUCCAGGACCUCUAUACCAGGCGGUGUCAGAGGAAGGCCCUCAAAAUUGUCAAAGACUCCAGCCACCCUAAUCAUAAACUGUUCUCUCUGGUACCGCAUGGCAAGCGGUACCGGUGAGCCAAGUCUAGGUCGAAAAGGCUUCACAGCAGCUUCUACGCCCCAAGCCAUAAGACUCCUGAACAGCUAAUCAUGGCUACCAGGACUAUUUUCACUGCCUCUUUUACGCUGCUGCUACUCUGUUUAUUAUUUAUGCAUAGUCACUUUAACUCUACACACGUACAUAUUACCUCGAUUACCUCGACUAGCCGGUGCCCCCGCACAUUGACUCUGCACCGGUACCCCCCUGUAUAUAGUCUCCCUACUGUUAUUUCUAUUUUACUGCUGCUCUUUAGUUAUCUGCUUUUCUUUUUUACUUAACACUUUUUUUAUUUAACUUUUUUAUUUAAAGAAAAAAAUCCAUUGUUUGUUAAGGGCUUGUAAGUAAGCAUUUCACUGUAAUGUCUACACCUGUUGUAUUCGGCACAGGUGGCAAAUAACAUUUGAUUUGAUUUGUGUGUUACUGGGUCUGUGUUUGCCUGUGUGUGUGCAUUAGUGAUGAUUUUCUCGCUAAUGUUCCUCUUUAUUGUUCAGUGCCCCAGGCUGCUAAUGUGACAGAUUUACCCCCUGAGGGCCCUGCCGGUGGACGUAGUGCUAAUAUAACCAGGUACCAGCUCAAGGUAAGAGACUAAAAACUUCACCACAAUUUGCUCACUCUCUACAUGUUAUACUGUACUCACAAGAAUAUCACAGUAAUAAGACCUCGCAUGCUAACCCCCCUCUACCCUGUCUCCUGUUUGUCCAGGAUUCCUCAUACAUAUUCCGAGAUGGGACCCUGCCCCCCCACAGGCAGAUGUUCUACCAGCUCUGUGAUCUGGACGUGGAGAGGUAAGAUCCAACAUUGUAUACAGGCGAUUCCAUUAGAGAUUGUCCCAAAAAUAUUGAUAAUGUUUUGUAUCUUCCUGAAAUAAAGUCCAUAGAAAGGUUCUUUGGGGGAAGGAUGUUUGGCAUAACUUUGAAAUCUGUAUCCAAACUAAUUAUGUUUAACAUUUUGGCCUUACCAGGUCUUCUUUAAGACAUUACAACGGUGAGUCUGUAGAUGCUACAAAGCCAGUGUUAGUGUCAUUUGAACCGUAAUGUGUGCUCUGAAAUAUGAGUAGUGCUGAGAUUAAGAAUACAAAUUCUAUACAUUAAUUUAUGGAUCAUAAAAAAUAUAAAUGUACAUUUCUUAAAAGUACCCUUUGUGAUUUUCAGUAUUUGGCAUAUUGUUUUAGACAAUAUACUCUACAACUACAUCACAUUUCCAGAGUGGGCUAUCUGCUACUUUUUAAGUUAUGAUACAUUUUAUGAGCAACACCAACACAUUGAAUUUGAGAAUGGAUUCAAAGGAACUCCCUCUGCUGGUGACUUGCUGAAUGUGCAAUCCUAAAUGAGGGCUGUGAUUGGCCUAUAAUUUAAAUAAAUAAAAUGGGUCAGAUCACACAGUAAGGUUUCAAAUGACACCAAGAAUGGCUUUGUAGCAUAUAAACAUAAAUCCCACAUUUUGUUGUUUAACAGCCUGAAUUCAAAAGGAAUUAAAUUGAUUAUUUUUCUCACCCAUCUACACACAAUACCCCAUAAUGACAAAGUCCCCAAAAUGUUCAGAUUCUUUUAGCAAAUUUAUUGAAAAUGAAAUACAGAAAUAUUUCAUUUACAUACAGUGAGGGAAAAAAGUAUUUGAUCCCCUGCUGAUUUUGUACGUUUGCCCACUGACAAAGAAAUGAUCAGUCUAUAAUUUUAAUGGUAGGUUUAUUUGAACAGUGAUAGACAGAAUAACAACAAAACAAUCCAGAAAAAUGCAUGUUAAAAAUGUUAUAAAUUGAUUUGCAUUUUAAUGAGGGAAAUAAGUAUUUGACCCCCUCUCAAUCAGAAAGAUUUCUGGCUCCCAGGUGUUUUUUAUACAGGUAACGAGCUGAGAUUAGGAGCACACUCUUAAAUGGAGUGCUCCUAAUCUCAGCUUGUUACCUGUAUAAAAGACACCUGUCCACAAAAGCAAUCAAUCAAUCAGAUUCCAAACUCUCCACCAUGGCCAAGACCAAAGAGCUCUUCAAGGAUGUCAGGGACAAGAUUGUAGACCUACACAAGGCUGGAAUGGGCUACAAGACCAUCGCCAAGCAGCUUGGUUAGAAGGUGACAGUUGGUGCGAUUAUUCGCAAAUGGAAGAAACACAAAAGAACUGUCAAUCUCACUCAGCCUGGGGCUCCAUGCAAGAUCUCACCUCGUGGAGUUGCAAUGAUCAUGAGAACGGUGAGGAAUCAGCCCAGAACUACACGGGAGGAUCUUGUCAAUGAUCUCAAGGCAGCUGGGACCAGAGUCACCAAGAAAACAAUUGGUAACACACUACGCCGUGAAGGACUGAAAUCCUGCAGCGCCCGCAAGGUCCCCCUGCUCAAGAAAGCACAUAUACAGGGCCGUCUGAAGUUUGCCAAUGAACAUCUGAAUGAUUCAGAGGAGAACUGGGUGAAAGUGUUGUGGUCAGUUGAGACCACAAUCAAGCUCUUUGGCAUCAACUCAACUCGCCGUGUUUGGAGGAGGAGGAAUGCUGCCUAUGACCCCAAGAACACAAUCCCCACCGUCAAACAUAGAGGUGGAAACAUUAUGCUUUGGGGGUGUUUUUCUGCUAAGGGGACAGGACAACUUCACGCAUCAAAGGCACGAUGGACGGGGCCAUGUACUGUCAAAUCUUGGGUGAGAACCUCCUUCCCUCAGCCAGGGCAUUGAAAAUGGGUCGAUGAUGGGUAUUCCAGUAUGACAAUGACCCAAAACACACGGCCAAGGCAACAAAGGAGUGGCUCAAGAAGAAGCACAUUAAGGUCCUGGAGUGGCCUAGCCAGUCUCCAGACCUUAAUCCCAUAGAAAAUCUGUGGAGGGAGCUGAAGGUUCGAGUUGCCAAACGUCAGCCUCUAAACCUUAAUGACUUGGAGAAGAUCUGCAAAGAGGAGUGGAACAAAAUCCCUCCUGAGAUGUGUGCAAACCUGGUGGCCAUCUACAAGAAACGUCUGACCUCUUUGAUUGCCAACAAGGGUUUUGCCACCAAGUACUAAGUCAUGUUUUGCAGAGGGGUCAAAUACUUAUUUCCCUCAUUAAAAUGCAAAUCAAUUUAUAACAUUUUUGACAUUUAUUUUGUUGUUAUUCUGUCUCUCACUGUUCAAAUAAACCUACCAUUAAAAUUAUAGACUGAUCAUGUUUUUGUCAGUGGGCAAACAUACAAAAUCAGCAGGGGAUCAAAUACUUUUUUCCCUCACUGUAAGUAUUCACACCCCUUAGUCAAUACUAUAGAAGCGUCUUUGGCAUUGAUUACAGCUGUGAGUCUUUCUGGGCAAGUCUCUAAGAGCUUUCCACACCAGGAUUGUGCAACAUUUGCCCAUUAUUAUUUUCAAAAUUAUUCAAGCUCUGUCAAAUUGGUUGUUGAUCAUUGCUAGACAACCAUUUUCAGGUCUUGUCAUAGAUUUCAAGUAGAUUUAAGUCAAAACUGUAACUCGCCCACAAUGUUCACGUUGUUCUUGGUAAGCAACUCCAGUGUAGAUUUGGCCUUGUGUUUUAGGUUAUUGUCCUGUUAAAAGGUGAAUUCAUCUCCCAGUAUCUGUUGGUUAAGCAGACUGAACCAGGUAUUCCUCUAGGACAGGGGUGUCAAACGUCCGGCCCGCGGGCCGGAUCAGGCCCGCAAACGGGUUUAAUCCGGCCCGCGAGAUGAUUUUGUAAAGUAUAAAAAUGCCCUGCAAUUUUUCAAUAAAAUAAACUGCUGUUCCAAUUGCGUCCACUGGAUGGCGCAAUAUCAAUUGUGUUAAGCAAGCAAACUGUUUAUACCGGGGCAGAGCAAGUAGGUCAAGUCUGUGUUUACUCACAGCCGAGACAUCAGUGACGCUGCAGUGAAAGCUAGCUACCUCAUUGCUAAUGAAAUCGCAGUGGCUUCAAAACCAUUUAGUGAGGGUGAAUUUGUAAAAACAUGCAUGAUGAAGGCAGCUGAGAUUGUGUGCCCUGAAAAGCGUCAGGCUUUUGUAAAUAUCAGCCUGACAAGAAACACAGUUGCAGACAGGAUUUCCUAUCUUUCAGUGGAUUUGGACAGCCAGUUGAAGCAAAAAGUAAAGUCAUUUAUUGCUUUUCGGUUGCAAUUGAUGAAAGCACGGACAUUAUUACAGAUGUUGCACAACUGGCCAUUUUCAUCCGCGGAGUUGAUGACACAUUGACCGUCACCGAGGAGUUCGUGGAGUUGGUGCCGAUGACAGAUACAACGACAGCAGCUGAUAUUUUUUACCGCACUCGUCGGCGCGCUGGACAGGGUCGGAGUGGACUGGUCCCGCGCUGUCAGCCUGGCUACAGAUGGUGCGCCCUCAAUGAUUGUGAAAAAAGCAGGCGUUGUGACAAAGUUCAGAGAGAAAGUGCAAUCUGCAAAUGGAGGACGUGAUUUUUUGACUUUUCACUGUAUUUUGCACCAGGAGGCUUUGUGUUGCAAGUCAUUAAAGAUGGAUAACUUCAUGAAGGUGGUCAUCCAAACUGUUAAUUUCAUCCGAUCCAGAAGCCCGAAUCACCGUCAGUUUGACAGCCUUCUCAGAGAGAAAGACCACAUCUAUGGCCUGCCAUACCACACUGAGGUAAGAUGGUUAAGCCGAGGUGCUGAGGCGUUUCUUUGAUUUACGAGAAGAAAUUGAACAGUGUUAGAAUUCCAUUCCGCAGAAUGGAUGCAGGACCUUGCAUUUAUGGUGGAUGUUACAGAGCACCUGAAUAACUUGAACAAACAGCUGCAAGGGCGCAACAAAGUUGUCACGCAGUAUUAUGACAGCAUACGUUCUUUCAAGUUGAAGCUGUCAUUGUGGGAGACGCAACUUGCCGGUGGUGAUGCAGCUCACUUCCCCUGUCUGAAAAAUGUGUGCGCUACCCAACAUGUGGCAGACAUGAAGCGGUUCAAAGAUAAAAUAACGGGACUGUUACGGGAGUUUGAGCAACGCUUUCAGAUUUUUGGUGAACUGGAGAAAGACUUCAAAGUUUUUUGCUCGCCAUUCACCGUGAAUCCCUCUGAUCUGCCCGUCAGCAUCCAACUUGAAAUAAUAGACUUGCAGUGUGACUCGGAUUUGAAGGGCAAAUUUGCCGCAGCUGGCUUGGACACAUUUAAUCAGAAUCUCUUGCCAGGUUACCCCAACUUGACAGCCCUCGCUGCAAAACUGUUGUGCAUGUUUGGAACCACAUAUCUUUGUGAGCAAGUUUUCUCUGUAAUGAGCAUAAAUAAAACAAAGCUGCGCUCAAGGCUCACGCACAAGCACUUGAAUCACAUCCUGAAGUUGGCUGCCACUCAGGAUGUGACGCCUGAUAUUGAUGCGCUGUGAAAGCUAAAAGAUGCCAGGAAUCAGGAGUCAAAUAAACUAUGCAACCCCACUUAAAGUGCUACAUGAGACAUCCUGAUAUAGUUCUGUGAUAUACUUCUGUGAAUCACUGAGGCAUUGUGUGUUUGUGUGUUCUUUGUCCUCAGAACUUUCAAAUAACUUGAGGUGUUUUAUGAUUAAUAGUGAUGUUGUGCUUUUGGACACACUGUCCUCAGGCGCCAGCUUUAUGUUUAUAUGUUUUUAUGUUGAUGUGCUAUUGUUUUUAAUUGAUUUUAUUUUAUUUGUAUAUUUAACCUAUUCUUGACUCUGUGGUUCUUGCACUUGUUUGGGGAACAGGAUUUCAUUCUUUUUAUCUACAUUUCUGCCUGAGAAAUGACCCCCUGAUAUAGUUCUGUGAUCUGUGAAACAGUUCUGUUAAUCACUGAGGCAUUGUGUGUUUGUGUUCUUUUUCUUUAGAAUUUUCAAAUAAACUUGACGUGUUUUAUGAUUAAUAGUGAUGUUGUGCUUGUACUAUUUUGGACACGCUGUCCUCAGGCUCCAGCUUUAUGUUGUAUGUUGAUCGUAUUAAAACAAAGAAAACAAUCUGAAGUUGUUGUUUUUAAGUUAUAUAUACCAUGAUUUUUCCGGUCCGGCCCACUUGGGAAUAGAUUUUCCUCCAUGUGGCCCCUGAGCUAAAAUCAGUUUGACACCCCUGCUCUAGGAAUUUGCCUGAGCUUAGCGCCAUUCCGUUUCUUUUUAUCCUGAAAAACUCCCCAGUCCUUAACGAUUGCAAGGAUACCCAUAACAUGAUGCAGCAGCCACUAUGCUUGAAAAUAUGGAGAGUGGUACUCGGUAAUGUAUUAGAUUUGUCCCAAACAUAACACUUUAUAUUCAGGACAAAAAAUGUAUUGCUUUUGCAGUAUUACUUUAGUGCCAUGUUGCAAACAUGAUGCAUGUUUAGAUUUUUUUUUUUCUGUACAGGCUUCCUUCUUUUCACUCUGUCAAUUAGGUUAGUAUUGUGGAUUAACUACAGAUCCAUCUUCAGUUUUCUCCUAUCACAGUCAUUAAACUCUGUAACUGUUUAAAAGUCACCAUUGGCCUUAUGUUGAAAUCCCUGAGAGUUAGGAAAAACGCCUGUAUCCUUGUAGUGACUGGGUGUUUUGAUACACCAUCCAAAUUGAAAUGAAUAACUUCACCAUGCUCAAAAGGAUAUUCAUUGUCUGCUUUUUUUUUUACGAUCUACCAAUAGGUGCCCUUCAUUGUGAGGCUUUGGAAAACCUCCCUGAUCUUUGAGGUUGAAUCUGUGUUUGAAAUUCAUUGCUCGACUGAGGGACCUUACAGAUAAUUGUAUGUGUGGGGUACAGAGAUGAGGUAGUCAUUAAAAAAUCAUGUUAAAUGCUGUUAUUGCACACAGCGUGAGUCCAUGCAACUUAUUAUGUGACUUGCUAAGCAUAUUUUUACUCAUGAACUUAUUUAGGCUUGCCAUAACAAAGGGGUUGAAUACUUAUUGACUCAAGACAUUUCAGUUUGUCGUUUUUAAUGAAUUUGUAAACAUUUUGAAAAACAUUAUUGUGCGUAGGCCAGUGACCAAAACAAAUCUCUAUUUAAUCCAUUUUAAAUUCAGGCUGUAACACAACAAAAUGUGGAAAAUGUUAAGGGGUGUAAAUACUUUCUGAAGACACUGUAUCUUUGGGCCAAUCUCGUUUGGAAUUGCAGUGCAAAGAUCUCUGCAUGUUGUUAUCUGUUUGUGUCUAAUGUUAUGACCCUGCUCCUGGCUCAGCAUAAGGAACGUGAUCAGUCGGAACGACGGCCAGGAGAAGGAGUGUGACGAGAGGGACGGCUGGUGUCUGUCCCACACCUCUGAUGACCUCCGAGAUAUCAUGUCCUCCAUGAUCAAGCAGGUUAUCCGUGCCAAGAGGCCAGGUGAGACCUCUCUCUAACACUGGCGCAGCACUCACCUAUGAUCGACCUGGCCUGGAGUCAAACCACGGAGUUUGACUUCAUGGUGAAUAGGUGUUCAGUGUGUCUUGAAUGAGAACCCCCUGGUCGGGGAUAAAACUGUUACAGUACACAACAAGUGAUGACUACAGUCCUUCCCACAUGUCAAGUUGCUGUUUAUUAAUGUUCAGAUGUGGUGCUGUGAAAAAUAGUUUUAAUGCCUAAUUUAGAUAUUUUUUGCAUAGAAUUUCCGACAUUUGAUAUGCAAUUUUGUUACUCAAGUUGUCUAUAUUGAAAUAGAUGCAACUUCUCUUCUAUAAUUUCUUGUUGCCCUAGACCAGGGUUUCCCAAACUCAGCCCCCCCCGCCCUAGAAACCCUGCCCUAGACGUCUAAAUAAUGCCUUGCUCACCCAAAUAAUGUAAAAUCGAUAGGAUUCUCUUUAAUUUAUUAUUCUCUCAUGGAGCGAGGACGUUAAGUGAUUGGGGAGAAAAUGCAAUAACUCUAAAACAGAGGAAAGAUUUUCCGUUCAAAAUGUCUAUAUGUCAUCAGUUUGACCUGUUUUAAGGAAAUAAAAGGCUGGGAAAACGAUCCAACUUAUUUCUGAUAAUAUUACAGUUCUACUUGGAUGCAUAUUUUAUGUGGUUGGUUGGAAGGAAUACUGCCAGCUUUUAUAUUGCUGAAAAAGUUAGCAUUUGUACAUAGACCCUAACCGCAAAUUCACUUUAUCUCAAGAUGCUGAAAGAAAUAAAUCAUGUUUCUACACUCCUGUUCUUGAGGCAAAAUUAACAUUUGGUGUAUGAUUUUACUGCAAGAAAUUCUUAAUUCUGCAGGAGUUAAUAUUAUAUUAGGCUACAUGUGAGAGGUUAUAGGCCUACAGUCAGUGUCCAGACUUUAGUUACUUUUCCAUUUCACUCAUCUGAACUUCAAUGGUUCGCUGACCAGGGGGUUCGGCUGCACCUUCCGCACCCCUACUUCCGCUGUCCCUGAUGUGAACUGGUGUGGUCCAAGAUUAAUCAUACUGUAGGCCCAGUCACCAUGAUAAUACUUUCCUCUAGCUCUGGACAAGAGUUCCCCACUGCCGGUGUGAAAGUGUAGGAACAAUAAGGAGUGCAUCUAUGCUGAACAAAAAUGUCAACGCAACAGGCAACAACUUCAAACAGUUUACUGAGUUACAGUUCAUAUAAGGAAAUCAGUCAAUUGAAAUACAUUAAUUAGGCUGUAAUAUAUGGAUUUCACAUGACUGGGAAUACAGAUAUGCAUCUGUUGGUCACAGAUACCUUAAAAAAAGAAUUAGGGGCAUGGAUCAGAAAAUGGGGCCCUGCAUUAUCAUGCUGAAACAUGAGGUGAUAGCAGCUCUGUGCAUUCAAAUUGCCAUCGCUAAAAUGCAAUUGUGUUCGUUGUCCAUAGCUUAUGCCUGCCCAUACCAUAACUUCACCGCCACCAUUGGGCAAUCUGUUCACAACGUUGACAUCAGCCAGCUGCUCGCCCACAUGACGCCAUACAUGUGGUUGUGAGGCCGGUUGGACGUAAUGCCAAAUUCUCUAAAACGAUAUUGGAGGCGACUUAUGGUAGAAAAAUUAACAGUACAUUUUCUGCCAACAGCUCUGGUGGACAUUCCUGCAGUCAGAAUACCAAUUGCACGCUCCCUCAAUUUGAGACAUCUGGCAGUGUGUUGUGUGUCAAAACGGCACAUUUUGGAGGGGCCUUUUGUCCCCAGCACAAGGUGCACCUGUGUAAUGAUCAUGCUGUUCAAUCAGCUUCUUGAUAUGCCACACCUGUCAGGUGGAUGGAUUAUCUUUGCAAAGGAGAAAUGCUCACUAACAGGGAUUUAAACACAUUUUUGUUCAGUAUAGUAUGUUAAUGACGUGCAUCAAUUUGUCCAUUAAAUAAGUGAGUUUAUGUGAGUAUACAGUGUAUCUUUUGUUGUUGAUGUAAGAUUUACAUCAAUUAUGGGGUCAUUAUGAAUGUUUUAGUUUUUUCUAUGUCCAUCAUACAGUAUAUCUGUGCUUUUUGCAGCUCCUUACUCUUCUGGGCCUGAGAGUUCUGUUACCAGGCGAAAGACCCCAGAGAGUGGAGAGGAGGAUGAUGAAGAGGAGGAUGAGGAAGAUGAGUUUCAUCCCUCAGAGGGGAGUGACAAUGAGAUGCAGACAGAGAUGCUGGAUUAUAUGUGAGGAUGGACACGAUCCAUCCCUGCCUUAACAAAUGGACUGUGGAAUUGUACAAACUUCCUUCGUUCACUGUAAAAACGUACAUUUUUGUGUAUUUGCGAAUUAGUGUGAAUAAAUGUGUUUAAGUUGAGGAGUGAACUUUUCCCCCUUUUUAUUGUCC